AUGUUACCAAAAAAAUAUCUAAAAUCAUCUCCAUCACUUAUUAUUGAUAAUUCAGAAAUCAAUUCACAAAAUUUAAAUUCAGAAAAUAUUACUAACCAGGUUAAAUCAAAUGAACUAACGAUUAAUGAAGAAUCUACGACUCAAUCUAUGGUAAGUUUAUUUGAAAAUGAACUUGAAAAACAUGAUCAAAAUCCAAUCGAUAAUAAUUUAAAUACAAUUAAUAACGAUAUAAAACAAAUCAAUUUUGAAAAUUUCAUUGACGAUAUUGCUUUAUGGCCCUUAUCCAUAACGGACAAUUUUUGGGAAUACUUCACACUUCAUCCUCCAAAUCAAAAUAUUCAAACUAUAGACGAGUCCAAGAAAUCGAUAAGAGGUAUUUCUCGUAAAUUAAAAAAAACAUAAUUUUUAUAUAACAAAAAUGAAUGGUACCUCAGUUCCAAGAACUUGGUUAAUAUAUUCUCCCUCGGGUGUCAGCGUAUUCUGUUAUAUUUGUAAAUUUUAUGCUAAAACUUCAAAACAUUUACUUUGCAAGGAAGGUUAUAGUGAUUGGCAUCAUAUUACUGAACGGCUUAUUGAACAUGAGAAUUCAACUACUCAUAGAAAUGUAAUAUGUGAUUAUUCCAAUCGUUCUGUAGAAUUAAAACGUACUAUAGCUGUAAUUCAGUUUGGCCAAAGAGGUUUAGCUUUUUUUGGGGAAAAUGAAAUAUUAGGUAAUUCCCAUAAUGGUAAUUUUUUAGGUAUUAUGGAAUUAAUAGCUAAAUUUGACCCAUUCCUUAAGGAACAUUUAAAUAAUUAUGGAAAUAAAGUUAGUGGAAAAUCUAAUUAUAUUUCACCCCAUAUAAUUCGUGAGCUUAUAUCACUGAUGGCAGAUAAAGUUUUAAAUGUAAUUGUAGAAGAAAUAAAAAAUGCUAAAUAUUUUGGCCUUAUUGUAGACUCAACGCCAGAUGUGACACAUAUAGACCAACUAGCUAUAGUUUUACGUUAUGUAAAAUCUGAUGGCCAAGCCAUUGAACGUUUUAUAAAAUUUAUAGAUAUUUAUAGUCAUAAUGCUGAAUACUUAACAUCAACUGUUAUUGAAACAAUAAA
Molecule: messenger RNA, 1086 nt
Organism: Sipha flava (yellow sugarcane aphid)
Lineage: Eukaryota; Metazoa; Arthropoda; Insecta; Hemiptera; Aphididae
Exons: 3
Coding region: 1-402 (133 amino acids)
Source: RefSeq, a predicted model, not a curated record